AGCAUGUUAUAUGUUUGGAAUCAGUUCUUUUAACCCUAAUUGAUGGAGUGUGUAGCUUUUCAUUUCUUAAACAACCAUGUAGGAAGACGUGUCAUGGCCAUAUUCCAGGAUGACAAAGCUAAGAUUCAUCAGGCUCAAAUUGUAAAAGAAUGGUUGGGAGGGAGCAUGAAGAAUCAUUUUCACACAUGAAUUGGCACCUCUGAGUCCAGACCUUAAAUUCAUUGAAAGUCUUUGGGAUGUGCUGGAAUAGACUUUACAGAGUGCUCACCUCUUGCAUUGUCAAUACAAGAUCUUGACCAAAAACUGAUGUACCACUUGAUGGAAAUAACAUCACAACAUUAAUUUGUUACUGAUUAUUAUUUUUAAAUUGUAGAAUUUUGGGCCAUUUUCCAGGGUAGGAUAUUUGAUACCAAAUGUAUGGAAAGUUAUAUUACAAGAUGAUAUCCCAUUAUCCAUCAUAUAGUCUAUAAAAAUAAUAAAUCAAAAAGGUGAUUCAUAAUCUCAUAAAGGUCCUAUGUGAUCUCACCCAGAAGGCCAGUGUUUCUUCUGACUGCUGUCUCCCAUGGGGAAGUGUGUCAGCUGUUGCACAGGUCAGGGGGUUGUGUUUCACAUGUACAAGUAUGGAUUCCACAUCUUUGUAAAGGACCUAUAAAUAGCCUCCAGUUGGAGUUUGGUUGAAGUAUUGGAACAGCUGAUGAAGACUGUAUUCCUGACAGCAAAGCGGAACUGAUUCAACCCUGCCUCUUCUUUCUCAACCACUAACAGAAGUGCGGAACAGAGAGCGCUGGAUUAGCCAUUUACUUCAUUGUGACCAUCAGGGAUAGUACGCAAUCAAUAUGGCUCUACCCAUAGAUCCCAUGGAGGAGCCGCGCAUGUACCAGCAAACUUUGCUGCAAGAUGGUCUAUACGAUCUUCUGGAGAGCGAUAUGAUGGUUGACUGUGUGUUGAAGAUAAAAGACAAAGAGUUUCCAUGCCACCGGUUGGUCCUGGCUGCUUGCAGCUCAUACUUCAGAGCUUUCUUCAAGUCAGGUGUGGAGGAGAGUAAACAGAAGGAGAUCGUACUGGAGGAUGUGGAGCCUGGCGUCAUGGGGAUGAUCUUGAAGUACCUCUACACCUCGAACAUCAAUGUGACGGAGCAAAACGUGCAGGACAUCUUCGCUUUGGCCAACAUGCUUCAGAUUCCCUCGAUUUUCACUGUAUGUGUCUCGUUCCUGCAAAAGCGACUGAGUUUGAGCAACUGUUUGGCGAUUUUUCGACUAGGACUGAUGCUAGAUUGUCCUCGUCUGGCCAUAUCUGCGAGGAACUUCGCUUGUGAGCGCUUCAAGCUUAUUGCUCGGGAUGAAGAAUUCCUGCAACUGAUUCCGAGCGAAUUGGCGGCCGUUAUUGCAUCUGACUCUUUGAACGUAGAAACGGAGCAAGAAGUUUUUGAGGCUUUGAUCAAGUGGGUUGGACAUGACCAAGAAAAGAGGCUGGAGGACCUACCGGGUCUGCUGGAUUGCAUCAGAUUACGCCUGGUUCCUCAAGACUACUUCACCAAAAAUGUGGAGAAACAUGAAUGGUUGAGCUCGAACCCUGAGAUCACCAAGAAACUGCAACUAGUCAAAGACGCCCAUGCUGGGAAGCUUCCAGAAGUCAAGAAGACCAAAACCAAAAAGAGUGCUGGUGAGGAAGGAGAGAAGGAGGGAGAUGAAGAGGAAGAAGAGCAGGAGGAGCUACUUCCAGGCAUCUUGAAUGACAAUCUGCGGUUCGGGAUGUUCCUGAGAGACUUGAUCUUCUUGAUCAAUGACACUGCAUCGGUGGCUUAUGACCCGACGGGAAACGAUUGUUAUGUGGCGGCACUCUCUACCCAAAUCCCUAAAAACCACUGCAGUCUGGUCACAAAGGAAAACCAGAUAUUUGUGGCAGGUGGACUCUUUUUUGAUGAGCAAAACAAAGACGAACAGAUCUAUUUAUACUUCUUGCAGUUUGACCCUGCGACCUCAGACUGGAUGGGCAUGCCUCCCAUACCCUCCCCUCGCUUCCUGUUCGGGAUGGGUGAGGCUGAAAACUUCAUCUUUGUGAUUGGAGGGAGAGAAAUGAAGGAAGGAGAACCCAUUCUGGAAACUGUCAUGGUUUAUGACAGACAGUGUCUUAAAUGGGCCGAGUCAGAUCCUCUUCCCUACCCAGUAUAUGGCCAUGGAGUAGUGUCUCAUAAUGAAAUGAUCUAUGUAAUUGGAGGAAAGGGGGAGAACAAACAGUGUUUGAAUAGAGUGUGUGCCUAUGACACUACAAAACAUCAGUGGACAGAUCUGGCUCCAUUAAAUACUGCACGUUCACUUUUUGGGGUCACCAUCCACAAAAAUAAGAUCUACGUGGCAGCUGGUGUCACUGACACUGGCCUCACAGGCAGCGCUGAGGUCUAUGACAUCAAAACCAACAAGUGGUCAGAGUUUGUGGAGUUUCCCCAGGACCGUAGUUCCCUUAGCUUGGUCACUGUGGGUGGUGUCCUCUAUGCUGUGGGUGGUUUUGCCAUGUUCCCCAAAGAGGACAGCGAUGAUCUCAUGCCGCAGGAGAUGAAUGACAUCUGGAGGUAUGAUGAGGGCGAGAGGAAAUGGAACGGCAUACUGAGGGAGAUUCAAUAUGCAUCUGGUGCAACAGUUCUGGGAGUUCGUCUCAACACUCUUCGACUCACAAAAAUGUGAGACUACGCCAGUGCUGUCUAAUGAUUCAGUGUAAAGGAAAGAAGAAUAAACACUCUGCUGAUUUAAAAUCAGCUAGCAUGGGACAAAGUGAAGACUGAACCAGCACAAAACAUAAGAGGAUAGAACAUGUGUUCACAGACUCAUUCCAUGAAAGUGAUCAUAUUCAACAUUUAAACACAUUAUGAAUCAUUUAUCAUUUGGAACAGAAAGAAAAAGCCAUCCAACCCAAGCUCAUUGGAAAAACGUACCUACGGCAACAAUUCUGCGAAAUAGUAUCAUGUUGUUUCUUGCAUGUUUCACGGCACUUUCAAAGUGAAAUGUCUAGUGAAUGAUGAUAAAAGCGCGUUCAGUUUUAUCUGAAAACAGAUGAACGUGAAUCUGCCAAUGUUUUAUGUAUGUACGUUGUUGUACGUAGUGGCGCUAAAAGGUUAAUGCGCUAUAGCGUUUGAAAAUAUCGUACCACCAAUAAACCUAUACCGAUAGAGUUAACAAAAGCAAAUAUGAGGGGGAAAAAACACAUUUGCUGAAGCAACCAUACCAUUUCAACUUGCUUUUACAAGUCUGUGAGCUUUUUUAUCUUUGACUCAUUUUGCACAGCACUCGUACCCAAAAGCGCUCUGCAUCACAAGUGCAAUGCUGUACCAGGCUACCGAGUAAGUUUACUACAUCAGAAAAGCCAUAGCCCACAUAAUUAGUCUUUAUUAAUCGAUAAUCUGCCCCUGUAAUUCUAAUUUGUUUGAAUUACAAUGAAUACAAGUUGUUGUUUUACUGCCACUAGUGUUCAUUUCAGCUGGAAGCUGUAGUGAAUUGUAAUUAUCACAACAUUUUUUCUUUUGUCAAAUCAACUUCAGUAAUUAAUGUGGUUCAGAUAACAUAAUAUUUUGAGUUUCUGUUGAUUAAACCAAUCGUCUUCAUUGUAUUAACUCAAAUUCUUAAUUUCAGUGAACUCAAAAUUUUAAGGCAACCAGGUAACUUACUUUUUUAAGUUAAACCAACAAUUCUUUUUUACAGUAAGUUUUUCGAGUUUUGCAAAAAUGUAGAACAUGUUUUUCCAGUAAGCCUAUGUUGCAACCGGCACAGAUAUCUUGAAAAUAAGGUUGUGGAAAUGCUGUUUCUGAACACUUUUAUUAUGGCUUUGUUGUGUAAUUUUAUUGUUUUUUAAGAUUAUUGUUCAUGUGACAUUUCUGUUGUGUUCUGUAUGAGAGAAAUAUUUGCCUUUCAAAGUAAAGCAAAAACAAACACAAAAAUGCUUGGUGUGAUGAUUCAUUUAGUUCACUAUUGAAAUUAUCAUUUUAUUAUGUUACAGACAAUAAAUACUACCCAAUACAAUAAAUGACAAAAUACAGCCUCAUUUUAUUAGCACCGCUAGACUCUAGUCUUAGAAUUGUUUAGUAUUCUGCUGACAGAACCAGCACAACUGCCAACUGCAUGUACACAAAGUUAACCAAGACAUACUAGCGUAUAGAAUUAAAAGGUAGGAACAGUCACACUCAUGAUUGUUUUAAUACACUGAAAGUAUGGUUAAGUUUAAGUAUUACAUGUUGAGUGCUAGUUUAGGAAAAAAGUGAAUAUAUUUCUUGAGUUUGGUUUUAUAAUGUCUUUCCAAGAUAACUGCAUGGUGAGUCUUUUCUUAAAAAAAUUAAACAGACAAUAAGAAAAACUUCUCAAAUUCUGAAGUGCAAAUCAUCUCUUGCUAUCACUUAUGAUUUAUUACAAAGGAUAGCACACACCAGAACAAACUAAAAUAACAGACAAAUCCUUCUUAAUAUAAAUCUUUCUUCCUUUCCAAAAUCACUUAAAUAAUGAAAAGGCCACAAGCAUCCCAAGUCUUUCUUAAUAAGCAGCAAACUAGGAAUAAUACACACUAGUAAAGUACGCAAAACAUAAAAAAUUGUAAAGACUUCCACCUUUUACACUCCCUCACAACCUGUAAGAGAAACAUGUUCUUUUAGAUGCACAAAUUCAAUUCAAAUUUUAGCUCUUCAAUGGCCCUUUUCAUACUACAAUAUCUCCAAAGAUGGAGGUUUACAUCUGUGCAAUUUCACUUCAUGUAAAAUAAUAAGACAUUAGUUUAAGGCUGCGUUUAACUCCACUUUUAGACAUACUUCCCUAAGCACUUCCCAUUGGGAGAAUCCCUGACGCCAUUUUGAAGUGCGUUCAACUUUGUCAAGUGGGCGAGGGAAGUUUAUCUGGACAGACCCUCAACCCCUCGAUUUUUGACCAAGGGAGCGAGUCUACUCAAGAUGUACACUUCAGGCAGAUCCAUAGACCACAAUGCAACAUGAUUGUGACGUCACAGCAGAUCACGCUUAAUUUACCCCACACAACUCUAGUGUUUGAUACUGGAGUUAUUUUGACAUUUAACCACAUAAUACUUGUAGCUACCAUAAGCUUACUGUUAUAAUUUAUUGUAUUGUCGUCAUUUUAGUUUGUGUAAUGUUUUUAUAUUUUCUCCAAAAGCCCAAGCAUACAUGCAGGCCUAUGGAACAAAUUCAUAAGGAAAAAAAACUGUAAAUAGUAGGAAGUUAGAGAUGGAAGAGCAUAAAAAAAUUGAACUUAAACGCAGCCUGAGAGAGAGAGAGACAGCGAGAGAGAGAGAGAAAUUAAUCUAAAACCUUGUACCAUAUCUUUAAUAUUCAAAUAAAGUGCACACACACACACACACAAAAAAAAAGAAAAAAGAAAAAG
Messenger RNA from Ctenopharyngodon idella (grass carp), 5369 nucleotides. It is a transcript of the gene klhl40b, whose product is annotated as kelch-like family member 40b. The record is from RefSeq and is a predicted model, not a curated record. The transcript is spliced from 6 exons. Gene Ontology annotation, molecular function: protein binding. NCBI's taxonomy places the organism in Eukaryota, Metazoa, Chordata, Actinopteri, Cypriniformes, Xenocyprididae. The coding region runs from base 837 to 2681 and encodes 614 amino acids.